Caenorhabditis angaria is the source of this 2374-nucleotide messenger RNA. The record is from the annotation of a GenBank genome assembly. Lineage: Eukaryota; Metazoa; Nematoda; Chromadorea; Rhabditida; Rhabditidae.
AUGUGUAGAAAUGUGGGUCAUUUUUUUGGAAAUUGAAUUCUGAAACUUUGGAUGAAAUUUCACUAGAAUAUAUUUUUUCUAGUAGUUUUCGACUAGCUAAUCACGAUCUUUCCGUCUAAAAUUGCAGAUUUCAACUCCUAUUAUGAGUUAUGGCGUGACAAAAUUUGUAAUAAAAGCUAGAACUUGGAAUUUUUCGAAAAAAAAACCCGAAGUUGAAGAAAAAUCUCAGAUUCUUUGAAACCUGAAAUUUAUGAAAAAUCUCAAGUUGUUCAGGCCCUAAUUUCUUGAAAAAUCUAAAAUGUUUCAGAUUUUUUUUAAAUUUUAAUUUUUCUAGCAAAAAUGGGGUUUUAGGAGCUGAAAACUAGCUUUAAAAAUGAUUUUUAUGCAAAUCGAAUAGCAUAUGAUUGUACAGGAGGCUUGAUAAGAUAAGCCAAACUUUUCUUAACAUUUUUUGGCGUUUUUGAAUGUACUUUGUGAACUCCUGUGCAGUUAGAUUUGUGUGAAAAUCAUUUUUGAUCUAGUUUUCAGCUCCUAAAAUCCCGCCACAUCAUAACUCAUAUUAGGAGUUGAGUUCUCCAAUUUUAGACGAUGAGAUCAUAAUCAGCAACUCGAAAACUACUAGAAAAAAUAUAUUUGAUCAGAAAUCAAGACUAAAAGUUCCCUCGUAAAUAAUCGGAUCAAAUUUCAUUUUUAAAAAUCAUUUCCUAUUCUAAAAUAAUUCAAAAAAUUUUUUUCAGGGAUAUGAUGUUAAUGCUGAAGGUUACGGUGGUUGGACACCUCUCGCAGAAGCUGUUGAUUAUGCUCAAUUGGAAAAUGUCAAAAUUCUAUUGAAAUAUGGAGCCAAUGUGAAUUGUGUCAGCAGAGAAAACGUGGAAAAUCUCUCAGAUUCUCGAAAUAACCGGAAUGGUUGUCAUUAUCCAGGGGUGGGGAACCUGGCCUCAUGUUGGCCUCAUGUUGGCUUUGGUGGUAAGGAUAUAAGCCAUGACAGGUUCGCGUGCCUAACCUGGCUACCUGUCCUGUCCUGGACAGCCUCAUUUUUUAGUUGAGAAAAAACAUGCCGAAAAAAGAGGAGAUCGCAUUUUUAUUUUUUUUUGUGCAGAAAAAAAGAAUUUCUCUGUUAAUUUUUGUUCACGCGAGGACCGGACAGGUUAUAUGGCUUUCGGCCAUGUUCAAGCCAUGUUCGAGCCAGGACAGGUUACAAGGACCGGACAGCAUGAGGCCAGGACAUUUUCCCCACCCGUCAUUAUCGAAUAACGCCUUUGAUGGAUGCUGUAAUGAAUGGAUUUUAUGAAAUUGCGAAGGUUUUGAUGGAUAAUAAUGCUGAUUUGAGAAUGAUUGAUAGUAUUGGAUGGACAGCUUAUAAUCAUUUGGAGUUAGUUUGAUAUUUUGUAUUUCUAGAAAAAGAAACAAAAAUUAUUUUGUAGGAAUUUUAUAAAGGAUAAAGGUUGUGAUGAUGACGGAUUGGAGUUCAAAGAAUAUCUUAAAAAUGAGAUGAUACAACGAAAUAUCUCGUUACUUCCAAUGGAUCCAAGUUCGAGAAGAAGUUCAUCACAUGUAAAGGUAAGGUUGAGAAUUUAUGAAAUAUUUUCGCAAGCUAUUUUUCCCAAAAAUUUAUUCAUGAAAAUUUCAAAUGUAUUCUUCUUUAAGGAGAUUACUCAUGUCAUAAUUCAGAUUUUAAGUAAAUUAUAUGAAUUUAAGAAUAGGUUGAAAAUUUUAUCCGACAUUACCCCAAAAAUUAUAGGAUCAAAAUGGUCUCAUGAGCCAGUUUCUAAGUUAAUAGCUAAAUUUUAACAUGAGCAAUUGUUUUUAUUCAAUAAAAAUAAUUUCUGCAAAUUUCAGAAAUCACUUUGAUUUUUUUUUCAAUUGAACCUUUGAAGCUCCAAACCUCUAGAAAAUUUUCAGAAUAUUUUUUAUUGAUUUUUAAUGAACAAGAAAUCAUUGAUUUCUGAAGUUUUCAAUUUUAUAUUCAUUGAAGAUAUUACUCAUGUUAAAGUUGAGAUUUAAUUUAUGAAAAUCCUCAGAGAUCAGGAAUUUACGCAAAUGUUUUAUGGGCUAAUUUUGAAGAUCUAAAACUCUAGAAGUUUUUUCAUGUUAUAAAAAAUGCAUACAGAUUUCUCAUGUUUAAAUUGAUUCAUAAUUUUUCACCAAAUAAUAUAUAUCUUCAAACAUUUUUUAGCUGUCCGAUGAUAUUUUCGAAACCGAGAGUCAAAAUGAUGAUGAUGAUGAUUGCACAUAUAUCCCAUCAACAUCAAGAAUUCAAAAACGCCCAUAUUCUUUUGAAAAUUUCGAGAAUUUGCCAAAACGAAAACCCCCUUCACUUUCUUCAAAACCUCCACCAUUGAGACAAUCUCCGAAUGAUUUAUCUGCAAUAUAA